Molecule: messenger RNA, 1558 nt
Organism: Helicoverpa zea (corn earworm)
Lineage: Eukaryota; Metazoa; Arthropoda; Insecta; Lepidoptera; Noctuidae
Exons: 2
Coding region: 870-1301 (143 amino acids)
Source: RefSeq, a predicted model, not a curated record
GAGGUCAAGCGAGGAAAUGGUAUAACCGCCUCGAUGAAUAUGACUAUUCGUGGAAAGACUGGAAGCAAAUGUUGAUGAGAGCUUUUCCACGGCACCGGGAUUAUGGGAACUUGCUAGAAGAAAUGAUGAACAGAAAGAAAGUAUCUACAGAAUCAAUGACGAAAUACUACCAGGACAAAGUGGCAAUGUGUUUUCGAUGCAAGUUGUCCGAUAGCGCGACUGUUUCUUGCAUCAUCAGAGGACUACCUCAAUCUCUUCAACCAAAUGCGAGGGCAUACCAAUGUGAUUGACCCGAAGAUUUAUAUGAAGGCUUCCUCUGUGCUCUGGACGAUUAUCAACCGCCAGCGUCCUCAACUGGAACACGUUUGCCAAAUAAAGAAUCUAGCAGUACUGCCAACAAUCGACAAGUGCAUGACAAAUAAUACACCUCCGUGAAUUCUGAAACGGACCCUUGUCCAAGCUGUAAGAAGACUGGCCAUUUAUUACGCAACUGCCCAUAUCCGGAUUCAAGAACAUGCUUCAAAUGCGGCAAACAAGGUCAUAUUGCAACGCGCUGCACUGCUCCGAAAACCACAACAUCGACCGAUGAUAAAGUCAAGGAAAUUAGACUCCUGCUAAACCACAAUAAGGUUUACGAAAAACUGGCUACAAUCAAUGGCAUACAUGUUAAAUCUUAUAUUGACACCGGGAGUCAAGUUAAUGUACUGUCUACUCACGUGGCGAGACUAUUAGGCUUAGAAAUUAGCCCCACGACCACUAUCCUCAGGGGUUUUUCCGGGAAACAUUUGAACAGCUGCGGAGAAGUAGCGUUUGAAGCUGCAAUCGAUGGCAUAUCUAUUCCCUGCAAGGCCCAUUUAACUAAUGUGGAUAUGGGUAACAUUAGCCUAUUGAUUGGACAGCCCAUCAUCAACAGUGACGGAAUGACCCUGGUGGUCAGCGAGGGUAAAGCUACUCUCAAACAGGACGUGGACUUUAUAAAAGAAAUUGAUGUGAUUGAAGAACCCAUUCGCUUCAAGGUCAUCACUUCUGAAAAUGAGUGUUUGUUGCCUGGAGUAUCCAUCCUAAAAGUUCGCGUGCUGAACAACGUCGAAGACAACGAUGUUGUCACCACGCCUCAACAUUAUGAGCUACAAGGCGUAUCUUACUCCAUUCCUGCGACUCUGCUACGAGGUUCCACCGGGUACAUCAAAGUGAUAAACAGCGGAGCUGAAAACAUCGUUUGGAAGCGAGGCGAGGUGAUAACUAGAGCCGACAGCUGCACCAGCCCACCGCCAAAGGAUAUUCAGGACGGCCGAGUGUGACGUCACACAUAUUCAGCCACUCUGCGCGCCAUCAAAUUCAGCCAAUCAUAGCCAAGCCAAGCCACCACUCCAUCUCCCGGAUGCCACCGGUAGUGGGGAAAGCCUAUAUAAGAGCCUGCGCGCCAUUUUUAGCCCUCUUGCUCCUGCGCUACGCAUCUGGUGCCGAAUCGCUGCCCGAAUUGUGAUCAUUGUGUGCCUAUUUACUACCUAUACCUUAUAUUAUGGUGGAAAUCUAGUAAAUCAGUGUGUUUGCCUUA